AUGGAAAAAUCCAAAGAAAUUCUAAAACUGGGAUUCAGCAUAAUCGGCUACGACCUAUUUUCCUCCUCAUCAUCUCCCAACAUUGGUUAUCUCAUAAGACGUUUCCUAAUGUUUGGUUCCCAUAUCCUUCUCACCUUCGUCUUUAUGUGGACCAUCUUCCAAUCUCCCGAAAUCGGUGUAAAAGUGUUCAACAUCAACACCACGUGCAUCUGUUUCAUCGUUUGGGCGCAAUCUGCCACACUCCUCACAUUUCGCCAAAAAAUUGCUUUUCUCAUCAAAGACAUCAUCAACACCGUCAACAAUGGAUGGACUCAUUUUGCUGUCUUUGAAUCGGAACUCUUUGAAAAAUGCAAACGAGUUAUCUUGAGAUCGUGUCAGGCGACAGCUGCGGGUGUCUGUGCCAACAUGUCAAUGAUCAUUUUAACGCCAAUCGUUACGACAUCAAAGUUUGCGUAUCCAGCCGAGUUUAGAUUUGACAAAGAAGAAAAGUGGAAUUUUGCGAUAAACACAAUUAAUCAAAUUCUUGGAUCGUUGUACAUUGCGACGUUUUUUAGUUUUUUCAGCUUAAUUUUCAUCUUUUUAACCGUUGGAGUGCUUUACAAACUUAAAGUUGUGGCAGCUUUGUGCAAAGUUAUAGGCCGAAAUCAGUCAAAUGACUCAAAUGACCUUCUCAAGGUCAUUCACGAUUUUCACCUAAAAGCUUUGAAUUUCGUUUAUGAACUCAACGAAAUUUUUAACGUUCCGAUUCUGCUAUGGGAAGCUUGCAUGAUUAUGGCUUCGUGCAUGUAUUAUGUCCUGAGUUUGGUUGAACCGACAAGAAUGAUUUCUUUUACGCCCGCAAGCAGCAUCUGUGUCUUUCAGUAUUUCAUUGUUUCGUUGCUGAGUACUUUGGUGAAAGAUGCCUUGCAUGAUGUCGCAAUGAAAUUAUAUGAGUCUGAGUGGUAUAAAUUGCCGCCGAAGACUUUGAAGGACAUGUUAUUGGUUAUGGCAAUGUCACAAAGAACGAAAAGUUUGCAAGUUUGGUCUUUGUCGGAAGCGAGUUUGGAGAGAUUUACAAGAGUUUUGAAUUUGGUCUACAAAAUUAAUUUGGCGAUUAAAUUUAUGGUGAAUUCUUAUUAA
This is a messenger RNA of Culicoides brevitarsis, 1119 nucleotides long. RefSeq lists its product as uncharacterized. Gene Ontology annotation, molecular function: odorant binding; olfactory receptor activity. Gene Ontology annotation, biological process: detection of chemical stimulus involved in sensory perception of smell; sensory perception of smell. The coding region runs from base 1 to 1119 and encodes 372 amino acids. The transcript has a single exon. Gene Ontology annotation, cellular component: plasma membrane. NCBI's taxonomy places the organism in Eukaryota, Metazoa, Arthropoda, Insecta, Diptera, Ceratopogonidae. The record is from RefSeq and is a predicted model, not a curated record.